Molecule: messenger RNA, 4675 nt
Organism: Stomoxys calcitrans (stable fly)
Lineage: Eukaryota; Metazoa; Arthropoda; Insecta; Diptera; Muscidae
Gene: dpr20
Exons: 9
Coding region: 1135-3522 (795 amino acids)
Biological process (GO): synapse organization
Cellular component (GO): neuron projection membrane
Source: RefSeq, a predicted model, not a curated record
UUGACGCGGCCCAAUGCCGGACGGAUUGAAACGGCGCCGAUAAGAUUGAAAGUUAAAUGAAAUAUUCAAAUCAAACAUGAUGAAUGUCUCUAUAGGCCAUUAAAUAUGCCCACCAAAGGAAGUAAUAUUUUUUUCUUGUGAAAAGUGCAGCAUCACGGAAAAGCAAAUAAAAAAAAUAACAAAAAGACAAUAAAAGAAAGAAUAAAGAAAAAAAUUUACGAAGAUUUGAAUUUGAAACAAAAAUGCCAUUAACAAAAACGAAAUCCAAUUGAAAUUGCUUUCAAAUCGUAAUCACGAUACGCUUGGCGUAUUUGUUUUUGGCUCUUGGGUGUGCGUGCGUGCGUGCGUGCGAGCGUGAAUGCAUGCAUGGCAGUAACUUGAGUGAGUGAGUGAACGAGUGUCUGUGUACGGUGAUCCUUUGAAGAGGACACGGUUUGUCAAGAGUGUCGCAACCAUUUAUACUUGCUGAUGCUGGUGUUUGUUGUAAAGUAAAGCUGCGUUGGUGGCACUUUGCUUGCGAAUGUAUAACCAAAAACACCAACUACAACUACAACUAUCAGAAAAAUCAAGCAAAUCAAACAAAAAGGCCAACGAUGCUUCUACGUGUUGUUGUCCACUUAAAAACUCAUGAGCACCAACAAUGUUUCGCAAACAAGAAAAAGGAUAAAACAUCUAACUAAUCUAAUGCCGAAAGCUAGCAUUCACCAAAGUGGUAUUCCAAACAAGCAGCAAGGCCAUUACUUGAUGAAGGCCAUACACAAUCGAAGUUUAAGUGACUAAAAUAAAAUGAAAUAAUCAAAAAAAAAAAAAGAAAAGGCAACCGCAAAACAACAUGGAUACUACCUUUCAAGGAUAUUCAGGAAAAUAAAUAAACUCCAACUGCAGUUAACAAAACUUCAGCAAUUGGAUUUAAAAUGGCAUUCUCAACCAGGAGAAUACUCUGGACUACGCCACAAUAAGCAAAAAAAAAAAAAAAAAACAUUCAAAUUGAAAACUAUUUUCCAAUAUCUAUAAAGAAAAACAAACUCUAAAAAAAAGGGAAAAUUGCCAAAGUUCAAAAAACAGUAAGUGUGUCCUUUUGUGAAAAAAUGCCUAAAACUGAUUCACAAUUGCUCAAGUAUGUAAAGCAUCAAAAUGUGGCUUAAGUUCAAAAAUGUUGCCACAUUUGUAAUUGAAACGUUUCAUUUGUUGCUAUUAACUCUAAUACUGGGCCAUACAUUCCAUGUUAAGCAAAUUGACGAUUUGUUCGUUAUGGCUUCCACAAUAACCACCAUCAGGACAACGACGCCGCUAGCAACAGCCCAUCCAGCAAGUUCAUCGACAAGUCUGCACGGUUCCCAUCAUCAUCGUCAUCCAGCAGUUGGAGCAGCUACAACAACAUUCUCACAAUCCCCAGUGACAUCGUUAGCAACUGCCACCACAUCACGACUAGCUCUAAAUGCAGCAGGAAGUGGUGCGGCAACAUCAUUGCUGUCGUUAUCAACAUUGCCACUGCCGUCACAGUCCUCAUCGACAGCUUACACAUCGCUGUGGGAAACUGCAACAACACUAACAACAAAUGCAUCCAAAUUACUCAAUUUAACUCCCAACACAGCUGAUGCAAUAACGGAUUCCAAUGAAAUCGAUACCAUGGACAUCAGCGAGGACGUUGAGGAUGAAAAUGAGAAUGAGCAUGAGGGAGACCAUGAUAGAGGAUUUCUUGAUAUGGAUUACGUCAUGAUGGCAAAACAUAUUGCUUUGUCAGAUGAGUCAACUAGUCGCGGGGGAGUAGUAGGAGCAGCAGCAGGAGAAGAAGAAACAAUAAGGAAUAGAAUAUGGUCGGAAACAUCAGCAGCCACAGUGGAAAUCGCAUUGCCAGAGGCAACAUUUCCAUCAUCAGCAUCGUCAUCGUUAAUAUCCACAAAGCAUACAUCGUCACCAUCAGUGACACUGGUCACACCUUCAAUGUCAACCGCAACAAUGCGACACAGAAACAAUCCCGCAGCGAUGACAACAACAAUAACGACAGCAACUGCUGCCGCUGCAGCUGUCUCAGCAUCAUCAACAUCUGCUGUGGCAGCCUCAGCUCUAUUAUCAUCAGCAUCAUUAGUUAAUCAACGAUUUAAUGCAAACAAGACUCGUUUAGAUGAUUUAUCAUCUCUGUCAUUGCUGAGUAGUCUAAAUGACACAUCUUCUGCAGACCCACAACUUGCCACAUCUUCCAUGUCCUUGUUGUCCUUGAUGGCUGAUGCUGCCAGCACCCCCACCCUCAGUCAGACCACCAGAAGUAUGCAUCCAGCCACUGUGGUUAGGAUUAGAAACGAUGAACAGAAUAUGCAUAACACCAACAGUCAUUUAACGGUUGACAAUGUCAAUGCAACAAUUGUGGCAAGUGGAGGAGGUGAAGGCGGUGGAGCUGGUGGUGGUGGUGGAAGUGCCUCUUCACAUCACCAUUCCCACUAUCACCAUCAUCAUCAGGCAGUAAAUACCUCUGCUUCUGCCACAACCUCCAACAGUCGCAACAACAGCAGCACCAAUCUUGAUUUGGCUGACAAUGGCUUUAUGAUGAGUGCCUCGGGAAAUAUUGGUGGAGAAGGCCCCAAACUCAAUGGCACUGGCACCACCCGCAUAUCGGCACGCAAAGUGGAGCACAAACAUCUGCUGCCGAAAUCCCACAAGACCGAUGCACCUAUGUUGAAUUAUAUUUUCGAUACAUUCUCAUCGGCUAACAAACAUCAUCAUCAUGAUCAGAGAUAUGGACCACACUUCGAAGAUGUUCAGCUGGUGGGAAAACCGACCAAUAUGACAGUGCAGGCGGGCAGUAGUAUACAUUUAAAUUGCAGAAUAUCCUUGCUACAAGAUAAGACUGUCUCAUGGGUUCGCCGGAAUCCAGGUGGAGAAAAUGCUUUGGACUUGUUAACGGUGGGACUGCACACAUACACCGGUGAUAAGCGCUAUAAAAUGGAAUUUCAAUAUCCCAACAAUUGGCGUUUGAAAAUUGUCAAUGUCAAAAAGGACGAUGAGGCCACGUACGAGUGCCAGAUAUCAACACAUCCGCCCCGGGUGAUACAAAUUAAUCUGCAUGUGAAUGCUCCCAAAGUUAUGAUUGUGGAUGAAUUCGGUGAUCCCUUGCAGGAAAAAUACUACGAACAAGAUUCCACAUUGCAGCUUUCAUGUGUUGUACGCAACGUUGCCAUGUCCACAUCUGUGGUAUUUUGGAAGCAUAGCGAGGAUGUGCUAAACUACGAUGUUACCCGAGGUGGCAUUAGUGUUAAAACCGAACUGAUGGACGAUGGCGCCAAUUCCACACUAUCCAUUGCCAAAAUCAAUAAGGCCGAUUCCGGUAACUAUACGUGCUCAAUUAGUGAAUAUCAAAACUACACCAUCAUUGUGCACAUCCUGAAUGGUGAAAGUUUUGCUGAAUUACAUCAUGGCAGUGCCAUCUGUUGGCGGUGCCCUAACCACCAGGCAUGGCCAAUUAAUUUCAUUGUAAUUGCAACAAUACUGCUGUCGCUGCUAUUAUCCGCCUACACUAACAGAUAAAAUUCAUUGCAAUUGGGACGAGUGCAAAGUGUUUGCCAUUAUCAACAGCAGCAGCAGCAGCAGCAGCCAAGGCAACAUCAACAACAGCAACAACUUUAGCUGCCGAUUGCUGUACAUCUUCGCGUAUGCCCUCAACGACAAAACCUUGGGCAAAAUGGGAAACUUUUUUAAUUGUCUAAAUGUUGGCCAAGGCAAAAGGAGGUGAACACAUACAAAAAAACACACAUGCAUCUAUGUGUGGAACUCUAUGUGUAAAACAAACUCGCCUCAUAAUGGUCCAACAUGGUCAAAAGUCAAUAUCCUAGAAAGUGUUGUUUGAGUGUUUUUUUUUGUUUUUGAUAUUUUCAAAAAAAAAAUUAUUUUCUACGCGUUAAGCAAUUCUUUGCAUUUGUUUUAGUAUUGCAUUUUUCAUUACUCAAGUUUAUUAUUUUAUUUAUUCCUAUACUUAUACACAUACCUUUACAAAUACAUAUAUGCUAGAUCAUACAUUUAUAGACACUUAUAUGAACAUUUCCGAUAAUAUCAAAUCUACAAACGUUUUUCUGUUCAACCAGCAAUUCAUAUGGAAACAAACGAAACAAAUGAAAAAUCUACCGGGGAAGAAUUUCCAAAACAAUUUCUGUUAUUAAAAAUAAUAACUCGAAUUAAGAGAAAUGAAAUUCUACACAAAACUCGUACCAAAAAAAAAAAAAAAAAACAAAUCUCACAUACACACAGUGCGAAAAGUUCUAAAAACAAUUGUCGAGGCUACACUCGAUGUAAGAAACACUUGGAAUUUUCCCUUGAACAGCAUCGUAAGGCAGAAAUUGAAAUGAAUCGUUAAAUUUCGAUAAAACUCAAAUAAUGGAAAUUAAAUUUAAAUUUAAUUUUACAGUGCGAAACGAAAGAAAAGUCCUAACCAACCAAUACAAAGAAACAAUUCCAAAUUCUAAGUCACCCACACAACCAUACAAAUAAAUUUAGAUAUUAAAAAAGAAAUUGACUAAGUAAAAAUUUAAAACAAAAUAAAUAAAUUAGGAAAUUUAAUUAAAAAUAAAAUCGAAACUAAUGAAAAUUUAUAGACUUUAAGUCAUUUCGUAUUAUUACGAAUUAUGAAAUUGUUUCAAAGGAUCGAAUUCAUUUGUCAUUUUUUUAUAAAUAUAUAUAAAUAUAC